Molecule: messenger RNA, 1605 nt
Organism: Letharia lupina
Lineage: Eukaryota; Fungi; Ascomycota; Lecanoromycetes; Lecanorales; Parmeliaceae
Exons: 4
Coding region: 1-1605 (534 amino acids)
Biological process (GO): L-histidine biosynthetic process
Molecular function (GO): imidazoleglycerol-phosphate synthase activity; oxo-acid-lyase activity
Source: RefSeq, a predicted model, not a curated record
AUGUCUACCGUACAUCUCCUAGAUUACGUUGCUGGCAAUGUGCGCUCUCUAGCGAAUGCGAUCGAAAAACUGGGUUUUCAGAUAGAAUGGAUCAAAGAACCUAAAGAUAUUGAAAAGGCCGAGUCACUAAUAUUACCGGGUGUGGGUCAUUUUGGACAUUGUCUCACUCAAUUUUCCCGCAGUGGCUAUCUCGAACCCAUUCGUAAGCACAUCGAGUCGGGAAAAAAUUUCAUGGGAAUAUGUGUCGGUCUUCAAGCAUUGUUCGAUGGAUCUGCGGAGAACCCGAACGUUCCAGGUCUUGGCAUCGUCCCAGGAAGCCUGACCAAGUUUGAUAAUGUGGACAAAAGUGUCCCGCACAUUGGUUGGAACUCGGCCAGAGUGUCUGAGAACGGUGCCUCGCAGCAUGAAAGCUUUUAUGGGCUACGAGAUAGCAGCAAGUACUACUACGUCCACUCGUACGCAGUUCCGUACCGGCUAGGACUACUUGAGCACAAUGGUUGGACCGUUGCAAUUGCAAAGUACGGCGAGGAGCAGUUUGUAGGCGCCAUCGGCCGAGGUAAUGUCUUCGCAACCCAGUUUCAUCCGGAAAAGAGUGGGGUUGCUGGCUUGAGGGUCCUCAAAGCCUUCCUUGAAGGCAAAAGGUGGGAGUCUUUAGGAGGAGUAUCACAGAACGACACCAGUCAAGGCCUCACCCGCAGAGUCAUUGCGUGCCUUGAUGUACGCACGAAUGACCAAGGUGAUCUGGUGGUUACGAAGGGAGAUCAGUAUGACGUCCGGGAAAAAGGCAGUGCUGUGAGCGGAGGGCAAGUCCGAAAUCUGGGUAAACCGGUAGACAUGGCCCGAAGAUACUACGAGCAAGGCUCUGACGAGAUAACCUUUCUCAAUAUCACGUCUUUCCGCAAUUGUCCCUUAGCAGACUUGCCUAUGCUCGAAAUAUUGCGGCGAACGUCAGAGAACGUCUUUGUACCAUUGACGAUAGGCGGAGGGAUCAGGGACACGAUUGAUAUCGACGGUACGAAAGUAUCAGCUCUCGAAGUCGCCACGCUGUACUUCAAGUCUGGUGCUGACAAGGUCAGCAUUGGAUCCGAUGCUGUUGUGGCUGCUGAGGAGUACUUUGAGAACGGGAAACGCCUAUCUAGGACAACGGCAAUUGAGACGAUCUCUGCUGCGUAUGGAAACCAAGCGGUUGUGGUCAGCGUCGAUCCCAAGCGGGUCUACACGAAGUCGCCUAACGAGACGGGUCACCACGCAAUCAAAACGCAAUAUCCUGGCCCUUCAGGUGAGGAAUAUUGCUGGUACCAGUGCACCAUCAAAGGUGGGCGCGAAGGACGAGAUAUUGACGUCCAUCAAUUGGUCAUAGCAGUUGAGGCUAUGGGCGCCGGCGAAAUUCUACUCAAUUGUAUAGACAAGGACGGCAGCAGCAGCGGGUUCGAUCUGGAGUUGAUUAACGAUGUGAAAAGCUCGGUCAAGAUUCCGGUCAUAUCAUCGAGUGAUGCUGCUUUGGGAGCUGGCAUGUUCCACCGUGCCGAGUAUACAGUGAAGGAAGUCAAAGAUUACUUGGCGGAGAAGGGCUUCUUGGUGAGACGAUUUGAAGACCGAAUGUGA